AUGGUCCUGUGGCGCCGCAAGCCCAAGACCGACGAGCAGAUUCUGACAGAAGGCGAGGAGAAGAAGAAAGUCGCGUGGCACCGGCGGCCGGCCAACACUGCUUUGCGACAGCAGCGACUGAGGGCCUGGCAACCAAUUUUGAGUCCCGCGACGGUCCUCCCGACGUUCUUCUUCAUCGGCCUCAUCUUUGUCCCGCUCGGAGGCGUCUUGCUCUGGGGCAGUAACAAGGUCAAGGAAUUCACGAUCGACUACACGCGCUGUGAAUUCGAAGCGCCGAACGACACCUUUGCCCAGCUCCCCUCGUCCAAAUACGAGUACCGCGUCGGCUCGUCCGUCUCGGUGCAGGCUCCGUCAUGGCAGUUUACGCAUGAUGAGAGUGCGCAGGUCGGACAGCAGAGCUUGUGCAGGUUGCAGUUCCAGCUGCCGGUCGAGAUGGAGAAGCCCGUGUUCAUGUACUACAAGCGUGCGGUUCCCCGGCUCCCUCCCUCCCUCCCUUUGACCAAGCUGACGAACGCGUGGGCAGUCACCGACUACUACCAGAACCACCGUCGCUACGUCAAGUCAAUCGACUCGAACCAACUGAUGGGCCACGCCGUCGCGUUCGACACCAUCAAGGGAGGCGACUGCAAGCCUGUGGACGUGACGGACGGGAAGACGAUUUACCCGUGUGGACUGAUCGCGAACUCGUUGUUCAAUGACACCUACCUCCAGCCUGUCCUGCUCACGCCCUCCGGCUCCUCAUCGAACGUGACCUACAACAUGACCGACAAAGGCAUCGCCUGGCCUGGCGAGUCAAAGAAGUACCGACCGACCUCCUACUCUCCCUCCGACAUUGUCCCGCCUCCGUACUGGCGCGCCCGCUACCCGGACGGCUACACAGCGGACAACUUGCCAGAUUUGAGCCAGGACGAGCACUUCCAGGUUUGGAUGCGCACGGCGGGAUUGCCGACGUUCCGCAAGUUGUACUUCCGCAAUGACGAGGAGAGUAUGCCGACGGGAACGUACGAGGUCAGCAUUCACAUGAACUACCCGGUCGCGAUGUUCGGCGGCACAAAGUCGCUCGUCUUCUCGACCGUCUCGUUCAUCGGCGGCAAGAACCCGUUCCUCGGUAUCGCGUACAUCGCGGUCGGAGGAGCGUGCGUGUUGCUCGGGCUGUUGUUGACCCUGAGGCACUGCAUCAAGCCGAGGAAGUUGGGCGACCCGCAGUACCUCUCGUGGAACCGGACACCAGCUCGCUAA
Rhodotorula toruloides NP11 is the source of this 1239-nucleotide messenger RNA. Its product is annotated as LEM3/CDC50 family protein. NCBI's taxonomy places the organism in Eukaryota, Fungi, Basidiomycota, Microbotryomycetes, Sporidiobolales, Sporidiobolaceae. The transcript has 6 exons. The coding region runs from base 1 to 1239 and encodes 412 amino acids. Gene Ontology annotation, cellular component: endoplasmic reticulum; plasma membrane; Golgi apparatus. The record is from RefSeq and is a predicted model, not a curated record.